This is a messenger RNA of Colletotrichum higginsianum IMI 349063, 2313 nucleotides long. RefSeq names its product Protein kinase. Gene Ontology annotation, biological process: tRNA export from nucleus; protein phosphorylation. Gene Ontology annotation, molecular function: protein kinase activity; ATP binding. Gene Ontology annotation, cellular component: cytoplasm. The record is from RefSeq and is a predicted model, not a curated record. NCBI's taxonomy places the organism in Eukaryota, Fungi, Ascomycota, Sordariomycetes, Glomerellales, Glomerellaceae. The transcript has 6 exons. Bases 1 to 2313 code for a protein of 770 amino acids.
AUGAACUUCCUUAAGUCGGCGGUUGCCUCUGCCAUUGCCCAAGGGCCACCGUUCCCUUACAGCUUCGGUGACAAGGUAGACAUCGACGAGUCCAUAUGGACGCUGAACAACGGCACCAAACGAGAAGACGGAUCCAAUUGUAGCAUCUUUUCCUUCGACAUUGUCGCCAACAAGUCUCGACUACCCCUAGCAAAAAAUGCUUUGCGCAAGCUGAGGACGCUACGACAUCCAGGUGUAAUCAAAGUGUUGGAUACUGUGGAGACCGAUACGUACAUUUAUAUUGCGACGGAACGAGUUGUGCCCUUGCGAUGGCAUGUGAAGCGGAAGAGCCUUACACCAGAGACAAUCAAAUGGGGCUUGAGCAGUAUUGCGCGGACAAUCAAGUUUAUCAACGACGAAGCGUCAUCGAUACACGGAAACCUCAGGGUCGGCUCCAUAUACACGUCUGAGAGUGGCGAAUGGAAAACGAGUGGCUUCGAUGUGCUGAGCAACGUCAAGGACGAUGAGGCAGUUAUAUAUACCUACGGCAGUUUGGUUCCCGACUCGGGGCGAUAUGCGCCGCCAGAGCUUGCGCGUGGCGGAUGGGAAGCUAUCAAAAAGAGCCCCCAUUCCGCAGUAGACUCUUUCGGCUUCGGUUGCUUAAUAUUCGAGGUUUUUAAUGGCGACUUCAUGGGGUCCGACCAGGCUGGUCAGACGAAGAGUAUCCCUCCGACAAUGCAGCAGAGCUACAAGCGCCUGGUCAAUCCCAAUCCUAAAGCACGCGUUAGCGUUGGUCACUUCCUAGAGCAGGGCCAACGCAGCGGCUCUUUCUUUGAUAGCCCACUCAUCAAGUUGACAGAGGGGAUCGAGAACCUCGGUGUUAAGACCGAGACAGAGCGGGAGCAGUUCCUGGAUGAUCUUGACCAAAUAACGGAUGAUUUCCCCGAGGACUUCUUUAAGAUGAAGGUUCUCCCGGAACUAAUCAAGUCGGUUGAGUUUGGGGGUGGAGGACCCAAGGCAUUCAGCAUUGUCAUGAAAAUCGCGGCCAAGCUCUCCACCGAGGACUUUGAUUCCAAGAUCACACCAGUAGUUAUCCGGCUUUUCUCCAAUCCCGAUCGAGCCAUCCGUGUCUGCCUUCUUGACAGUCUGCCUCUGAUGAUAGAUCGGCUCACGCAGAAGGUCGUCAACGACAAAAUCUUCCCGCAACUGGUCACCGGUUUCACAGACGCCGCCCCAGUUGUUCGAGAACAAACCUUGAAGUCUGUUCUUGUCAUCAUCUCGAAACUUUCGGAUCGGACAAUCAAUGGAGAUCUGCUCAAGUAUCUCGCCAAGACGGCGAACGACGAGCAGCCAGGUAUCCGGACAAACACAACCAUCUGUCUUGGAAAGAUUGCCAAAAACCUUGGCACGUCUUCGAGGAGCAAGGUCCUCAUUGCUGCAUUUACCAGAUCCCUCCGAGAUCCAUUUGUGCACGCCCGCAACGCAUCACUGAUGGCUCUCGGUGUUACCGGGGAAUGCUUCUCCGACGAAGAUGUCGCCCUCAGGAUCAUGCCGGCGGUAUGCCCGUUGCUGAUAGACAAGGAGAAGGUGAUCCGCGACCAGGCCAGCAAGACGAUGGAUGUGUAUUUGCAGAAAGUCAGAAAGGCGGCGGCCAGUAUGCCUGACUCGGCUCUGCCUCCUCAGGGCGCAGAAGGUCCCGGAGGGCCCCGGAUGAGCACGCCGCAACCCAGCGAGGCUUCCGCAUCCUCCUGGGCCGGCUGGGCCAUCUCCUCAUUUACCAACAAGCUUUCGACAGCAGCGGGGGAGAUGCAGACUUCCAACGGCUCGGGUGCUGCCUCCCCCUUGCCGACCCCGUCCCCAGGCCCAGACGCGAGGAGACCAACCACUUCCUCGGCAUCUGCUUUGCAUCGACAGGCUGUCAAGUCCCCGCCGCCACCGAUGUCACGGACACCUUCGUCGGUUGUUGCGGACGCAUUCAACCCAGAACCCGCCGAUGACGGCGGCGACGUCUGGGGCGACUUGGGAGACGACGAGGGGUGGGGAGAACCGAUUGGCGGAACCAAGUCCUCCACGGGGAAGAGAGAAACAACCGCAAGCGCGACGCCAUUCGAUGAUGGCGCUGAACCUGAUUUUGCUGGUUGGCUAGCCGCGCAAUCGCAGAAGAAGGGUAACUCGAGCAAGCCUCUACCCAAGGGGCUGGCUAAGUCCUCAACGGCAGCGGCAAAGAAGCCCCUCGUGGCCAAGCCAGCAGCCAAGCCUGUGGUAGCAAAGAAAAUAGACAUGAAGCCUAAGCAGGCCGAAGAUGAUGACGACGGUUGGGGCGAGGGCUGGUAG